UUUAUUCCAUAUUAUUACAUAGCUAAAGGUGCAGUGCCUAACUUGUAGGUUUGCACUUUGCAAAACCGCUAGCAGGAGGUGACAAACCCCGGACGCAAAGAUGUCUGACUAUGCUGGCAAGGCAGAGGAAUAUCGGAAGCAGGCGGAAAAAAAGAUGAAGAGCUUGCUAGGAGGAUUCUUCGGCAACAAGUUCGAGGACGCAGCGGAGCUGCUCGAGAAAGCUGCCAACAAUUAUAAGCUCGCCAAGAUGUGGAAUGAAUGCGCAGACACGUAUGAGAAGCUUGCAGGCUGCUACUUAAAAAUGGACAGUAAGCACGAGGCUGCGACUGCUUUUGUUGAGGCAGCUAAGGCGUGCGGGAAGCAGGACCAGGCUCGGUCACAAGGUUUGCUUCGACAAGCCGUCAACCUUUACACUGACAUGGGAAGGCUGAAUAUGGCCGCUCGGCAACUGAAGGAGAUCGCAGAGCAAAUGGAGAAGGCCGGGCAGAAGGAGGAAGCUAUCCAGUACUAUACACAAGCGGCUGAUUUGUUCGAGAUGGAGAACUCAGCGUCAGAAGCGACAAAGUGCAAGCUCAAGAUAGCUGAAUUCUCCGCGGAGAUGGGACGGUACUCAAAGGCCAUGGAGAUAUUCGAGGAUGCAGCCCGCCGCGCAGUCGAAAACAAUCUUCUGAAGUACAGCGCGCGGGGGUACCUGCUGCAGGCCGGCAUUUGCGCGUUGUGUUACCUCAAGCCGGUUGAUAUCGAGAAGAAGCUGGACAAGUACCGCGGCAUAGACCUUCAGUUUGACGGGUCCCGGGAGGCUACGCUGCUUGAUGGCCUGGUUGAGGCUCGGCGGGAGCUAGACGAGUCCAAGUUCGCAACAUUGCUUGCGGAGUACGACGCUCUCACGCGGCUUGACCCGUGGAAGGUGAAGAUUCUUCGUCAGGCCAAGAAGAAGAUUGAGGAAAUGCAGCUCGGGGUGGGAGGAGGAGACGGGGGUGAGGAGGAGGAAGAGGAAGAGGUAGACCUGUUGUAAGGGUUUGGGUGUCCAGACAAGCAUUGCAGCUUUGCAAGUGCGAUGAAACCCAUGGGGACCUAGCUUCCGUGGUUUCGUAGCUUAGGGCGGCGCGAUUGACGGGGAGCGCUACCGGACAAGCGCUAGCUGCAAGCGUGUAGCUUCCGUCCCGGGUCUUAGCGGGUAGCUUGACGUGGAAUGUCUUGACUUCAUGUACAGAUUGAUUAACUCUUGACUGCAUGAUGAUUGUUGGAGUUGUGGUGUGUGCACAGCGACGCAAACUGCAUGAACUGAUUGCGAGGAGUUUCAUGGGGCCAGGGACCGAGCAGUAUUCCCCAUGCCCAUUGUGUUGACAACACAGCUCAGCAUACGGUGUUUGGGGCCAUGGUAAAUUGUUUAGAUGUCCGGAAUUGCUGCGUUUGUGUUUCUGAUUUAAUACUUUUCUGGUCUAGUGUGUCUUGCAUUUGUGUGGGACACUCUUGGUUGUGGGGAGAAUGCUUAAAACCGGUUCGGAAGGCACUAACCUAGGAAUUUAGGGGUGCUCUCUUGUGCUGGCGAGCAAGGGGGUUGCGAGCUUGAUAGGAGUAAUCCUAUCUUCAAGCGUCUUGCGUAUCUAAACUCAAAAUUCGUGCGGGGCCUCUGCAUUGCUUGUUAUUAGAGCUUGGAGAGGAAGGAUACAGGCAAUCGAGGCUCGCUGAACGUGUCUGUGGACUUCUAUGUACCAGCUAAGCUCCUUGCCCUCAUCUCCCAAUCGCUAGAGAGAGCACUAAAGGCGUUUGCAGGUCAUGUUGCUGUGCCAGGUAGUGGGUUCUUCUGAGGAUGACCUGCGUGCUCCUGAGCGAAGGAUGCAGGACGUGCUCAGCCUGUUGUCCGGAAUGAAAAGCUGAAUUCCAGUUUUCAUUCCUUCCUCCUUGUGCAAUGGUCGAUUCGAAGAGGGGAUCUUGUAAAUGUUCUCGUUGCU
Volvox carteri f. nagariensis is the source of this 1955-nucleotide messenger RNA. RefSeq lists its product as uncharacterized. The transcript has a single exon. Gene Ontology annotation, biological process: SNARE complex disassembly; intracellular protein transport. Gene Ontology annotation, cellular component: SNARE complex; vacuolar membrane. The coding region runs from base 101 to 1015 and encodes 304 amino acids. Gene Ontology annotation, molecular function: syntaxin binding; soluble NSF attachment protein activity. The record is from RefSeq and is a predicted model, not a curated record. Lineage: Eukaryota; Viridiplantae; Chlorophyta; Chlorophyceae; Chlamydomonadales; Volvocaceae.